AUGUAUAUGAUUAAAAUUCAGGAUAACUAUAUUUUCCACGACCCUGAAAAAUUAAAUUUAAAUGAAAUUACCUACGCUUCAAAAAUUGUAAUGGGGCAUGGAAGUAUGCAUAAGUAUUUUCCCAUCUAUUGCGAAUUUCAUAAAAAUUCAAGUAUUCCUAAUGUUUUGUAUAUUUAUGAAAUAAGUAAUUUUCAUGAACCUAUUUUAGUGCAAGCUAUUUCAAAUUAUGAGAAAAUAGUAUUAUGAGCAGCUCUCUUUCUAUAA
Molecule: messenger RNA, 264 nt
Organism: Blepharisma stoltei
Lineage: Eukaryota; Ciliophora; Heterotrichea; Heterotrichida; Blepharismidae
Source: the annotation of a GenBank genome assembly